Messenger RNA from Pararge aegeria (speckled wood butterfly), 2283 nucleotides. RefSeq names its product pickpocket protein 28-like. Bases 71 to 1834 code for a protein of 587 amino acids. The transcript is spliced from 14 exons. Gene Ontology annotation, biological process: sodium ion transmembrane transport. NCBI's taxonomy places the organism in Eukaryota, Metazoa, Arthropoda, Insecta, Lepidoptera, Nymphalidae. The record is from RefSeq and is a predicted model, not a curated record. Gene Ontology annotation, cellular component: membrane. Gene Ontology annotation, molecular function: ligand-gated sodium channel activity.
UUUUUGCUGUCUAAACCAAGCCCGAAUAUUAUUAUUCGUCAAUGUGCAAGGCUAACAGUCACUCGUCAACAUGAGGCGACAUUCCAGGUCAGAGAGUCUAACAAACGUUCCAGUUGAUACGGAAAAUAAUCAAGACCAACCCGAUGCUGCGAAUGUGAAGAUCAAAAGAGGAAAAAUAAGCAUCAUUAAGAAAUAUUUGGUAGAUUACACUGCUAAUUCUAAUCUCCAUGGUCUCAAAUACAUUGGGGAAAAAGAACGCACGUCUGUUGAAAAAAUAUUUUGGCUAUUUAUGUUCACAUGCUGCGUGGUACUCUGCGCCGGGUUGAUUCGCAAAGUUUGGAUAAAAUGGAACGAAAGUCCAGUAAUUGUGAGCUUUGCGGAAAAUUCUACUCCAGUAUGGCAGAUUCCGUAUCCUGCUGUGACGGUGUGUUUUGAAACAAAAGCACAGCAAACCAAAUUCAAUUUUACGGAGUAUUAUCAUCUUUACAUGAAUGAGACUACCUAUAAAAAUUUGACAGAGGAGGAGCGAAUUUUAUUUGAGGACAUUUCAUUAGUAUGCGACGAUCAUCUUGCACCGGCGAAAGGGAGAAGAUUUUCUCUUGGGAACAUGACAGUUGAAAAUCUAAAAGAGUUAUCACCAAACAUAAGCGAAGUUUUUUUCGGAUGCAAGUGGAAGGAUAUUCCAAAAGAAAAUUGUUCAGAUCUAUUUUUACCUAUACUGACUGAGGAAGGACUUUGCUAUACCUUUAACACAAUGGGCGCCGAAGAUCUGUUCAGAGUGGAAAAUCUCAACACAGAUUACAAUUAUCUUGAAUACUCAAAUCGAACGGAAAACGAAAGUUGGAGUUUAGAAACGGGAUAUUCUCCAGAAACACCAUUAGAAACUUAUCCGCAUAGAGGUUCUGGUUAUGGAGCUAAGGCUGGAUUGACAUUUUUGUUGAAAGCAAAAAAGGGUGAACUGGAUUAUCUGUGCAAAGGACCGGUACAAGGUUUUAAGAUUUUACUACAUAAUCCAGCGGAACUGCCGCGUCUCUCCCAGCAGUAUUUUAGAUCUCCGCUGUCCCAGGAAGUCGUUGUCGCUGUCAAGCCGAAAAUGAUGACCACCUCCGAAGGACUAAAACCUUACGACCCCUCCAGGCGACAAUGUUACUUCCCCAGCGAGCGCUACCUCCAAUACUUCAAAGUGUACACGCAAGCCAAUUGUGAAAUGGAAUGCCUAACCAACUUUACGUACGCACGAUGCGAGUGUGUCCAUUUCGGCAUGCCACACGGUCCUAACAUGGCAGUAUGCAACGCUGGAAGCGUAGCGUGUAUUAAGAAAGCACAAAUGGAACUGGUCACAGCAGACAUUGAAACUCGUAUAGCCAGGGAAACGCAGGCUAACGACACUCUUGGUCAAGCACGUAAAGUGGCGUCCGAAUGCAGAUGCCUGCCAGCGUGCACUUCCAUAGAAUACGAAGCAGAAACGUCGCAAGCUGAUUACGACUGGAAGGCAAUUUAUAGAGCUUACAACAUACCGAUACCCGAAGAAGACAAUGACUUACUCUACGCACGAGUAAUGAUAUUCUUUAAAGAAGCGCAAUUUAUAACCUCACGACGUUCGGAACUUUACGGUCAAACGGAUUUUCUUGCCAACUGUGGAGGUCUGCUCGGUCUUUUCAUGGGAUUUUCCAUACUAAGCGUUGCGGAAAUUUUAUAUUUCUUAACUUUGAGACUUUUCUGUUUGCUUUGGCGACGACGUCAAAAUAAGAAACAAAACUUUGAAAACUCAGUUAAGACUUAUGGUAUCCAAAAACCCAAAAGCGAUAAAAUUAAACAACUGUAUAUUGAUUAGGAUUUUAUUAGGAGCAUCAAUUUAUCUUUGUGACAUAUCAAAGAAACAGCAAAAGAAGCAGCUCAUCGAAAUUUUCUAUAAAACGUGGUUGUUUAAAAUUGAAGCAUUAUUAAUCGGCUCUUACUAAAAGUCAGAGAGGAUACGAAUAUUACUCACGAGUCCUUGUUGAAAUUAGGAGAUGAUAAUAUUAAAGAGCUGACAUUUUAUUUUAGACCAAAUUAACACCAUUGUCUGUAUCUAAAGCACUAUUGUACCAAGUAGCUGAGUAAUUUUAAAUAUCAUUAUUAAAUAAUACCUACACAAACAUUUGCACUCAUGCCACAGACAUUUGAAGCUUAAUGCUUAAUUUUACAUUAUUUAAUGAAGAUUAAUGUUUUUUAUGUUAAAAUAAUGUAAAUUUUAUUCAGUGUUUUGAUAAAUGUUUAUAAAUGAGGAAUUGGUUUUAUUUA